AUUUGUCAGUAUUUAUUAAGAUUUCGUAGCAAAAAACAAAUGAAAAAUGGAUUGGGUUCAUUGCAAUAAGUGUUCCAUUAAGUACAUUUCCAACAUAAAAUUUAUGCUCACUGAAUGCGGUCAUAUUUUUUGCGAAACAUGUAUAAAACAGAUAAAACAGGAGAAAACGUGCACAAUUUGCAAAAAGUCAUGCAAAAAUUUUAUGCCCCUUUCGAAGGAGAUGGAUACGAAUUUCCAACAAUUCUUUCUCCCUUUUGAUCAGGUUAUGAAAAGGACUCUGGAGGUCUACAACUUUCAACAUUUGCAAAAAAAUAGACUACUUCAGAAUAUGUGCGCCAAAUAUAACAUGGCCAAAAAGGAAAACGUAAAACUGCAUCAGAUCAUAAAAAAAUUACAUACGGAAAAUGAAACGUUACGUUCCGUGGCUAAUUAUCGGGGCAACAACAGAGUUCCAUAUAUGACCAGUACACCCAUGAGUAUGCAAACACAGAGUUCUCUAAUGAAUCCGGAUGGUACGUAUUUGUCCUCCGGUCAAAGAAGAAGAAAUGGUGGCCCAAUUCGGACACCUUGGUCAGGUCAGUUUAAUCGAGCGUCGGAAACGGACGGGAGAAUGUACCCUUCCCCACAAAUGGAUCAAUGGUUAUUUGGCUUACAAUUUGCAUGGUAAUUCUACAUUAAUUAAUUAAGCAAAUAUAUAAUAUAUA
Molecule: messenger RNA, 704 nt
Organism: Aethina tumida (small hive beetle)
Lineage: Eukaryota; Metazoa; Arthropoda; Insecta; Coleoptera; Nitidulidae
Product: probable E3 SUMO-protein ligase RNF212
Exons: 5
Coding region: 47-667 (206 amino acids)
Biological process (GO): homologous chromosome pairing at meiosis; reciprocal meiotic recombination; protein sumoylation
Cellular component (GO): synaptonemal complex
Molecular function (GO): SUMO transferase activity
Source: RefSeq, a predicted model, not a curated record